Molecule: messenger RNA, 1978 nt
Organism: Coregonus sp. 'balchen'
Lineage: Eukaryota; Metazoa; Chordata; Actinopteri; Salmoniformes; Salmonidae
Source: the annotation of a GenBank genome assembly
AUGUACAGGAAACACAAGAACAGCAUGGGCCCCACCAAGGUGGUGUCGUCGUCUGUGCCGCGCCGGAACAUGGUGGGCUGUCGUAUCCAGCACAUCUGGAAGGAGGGGAGCACUGCGUCUCAGUCGCUGUGGAAAGGCAUGGUGCUGGACCAGGUGCCCGUCAACCCCUCGCUCUACCUCAUCAAGUACGACGGCUUCGACUGUGUCUAUGGCCUGGAGCUACAUAAAGAUGAGAGGGUGCAGGGACUUGAGGUGCUGCCUGACCGUCAAGGUAUGGCCUUGGUCUAUAGUGCAUUCGGACAGUAUUCAGAUCCCUUGACUUUUUCCACAUUUUGUAGCGUUACAGCCUUAUUCUAAAAUUGAUUCAUUUGUUUUUUUCCCUCAUCAAUCUACACACAAUACCCCAUAAUGACAAAGCAAAAACAGGUUUUUAUAAUUUUUUGCUAAUUUGUUCAUCUUUCCCUCGAUCCUGACUAGUCUCCCAGUCCCUGCCGCUGAAAAACAUCCCCACAGCAUGAUGCUGUCACUACCAUGCUUCACCGUAGGGAUGGUGCCAGAUUUCCUCCAGAUUUGGCAUUCAGGCCAAAGAGUUCAAUCUUGGUUUCAUCAGACCAGAGAAUCUUGUUUCUCAUGGUCUGAGAGUCCUUUAGGUGCCUUUUGGCAAACUCCAAGCGGACAGUCGUGCAUUUUACUGAGGAGUGGCUUCCGUCUGGCACCUCUACCAUAAAGGCCUAAUUGGUGGAGUGCUGCAGAGAUGGUUAUCCUUCUGGAAGGUUCUCCAUCUCCACAGAGGAACUCUGGAGCUCUGUCAGAGUGACCAUCGGGUUCUUGGUUCAGCUCUAGGAAGAGUAUUGGUGGUUCCAAACUUCUUCCAUUUAAGAAUGAUGGAGGCCACUGUGUUCUUGGACCUUCAAUGCUGCAGACAUGUUUUGGUACCCUUCUCCAGAUCUGUGCCUCGACACAAUCCUGUCUCGGAACUCUACGGACAAUUCCUUCGACCUCAUGGCUUGGUUUUUGCUCUGACAUGCACUGUCAACUGUGGGACCUUUAUAUAGACAGGUGUGUGCCUUUCCAAAUCAUGUCCAAUCAAUUGAAUUUACUACAGGUGGACUCAAAUCCAGUUGUAGAAACAUCUCAAGGAUGAUCAAUGGAAACAGUAUGCACCUGAGCUCAAUUUCGAGUCUCAUAGCGAAGGGUCUGAAUACUUAUGUAAAUAAGGUAUUUCUGUUCUUAAUUUUUAAUACAUUUGCUAACAUUCCUAAAAACCUUUUUUUGCUUUGUCAUUAUGGAGAAUUGUGUGUAAAUUGAUGAGGGAAAAAUAUAUUUUAAUCCAUUUUAGAAUAAGGCUGUAACGUAACAAAAUGUGGAAAAAGUCAAGGGGCGUUAACAUUGUUAUCUCAACAUAUUGAUUUACUGACAAGUGAUCACACAAUGCAAAUAAACCACUACCACAGACAAGCUUCUUUUUGUGCUGUAAUGGUAUUCUAUGGUCAUAGGUAAAAGUCUGUAAGCCGUGCUAGAAAUAUGAAUUGUAAUUGAAGUGAUCGUUGACAUCACUUACCAACCAUAUACUCUCCCUGUCCCAUGUUUUUGUUGACCUGUCACAGCCUCCUCGCGCGCCAGCGACGUCAACCUGGCCGACACAAUGAUAGGGAAGGCUGUGGAGCACAUGUUUGAGACGGAGGACGGGACUAAAGAUGAAUGGAGGGGCAUGGUCCUGGCCCGAGCCCCCAUCAUGAACACCUGGUUCUUCAUCACCUACGAGAAAGACCCCGUUCUGUACAUGUACCAGCUCCUAGACGACUACAAGGAAGGAGACCUGAGGAUCAUGCCUGACUCCAGUGAGUACGGUAACACUUUGGUUAAAGCCGACAGCAUGUAUGAGACUCUCUGUCUUAUUACAAGGCUUAUAAUAUGUUAUGCAGGUAUGGUAAUACUAAAAGCUGAGAGGUAAACAGAUCUCUCCAGCCAACUAUAG